Molecule: messenger RNA, 6302 nt
Organism: Spinacia oleracea (spinach)
Lineage: Eukaryota; Viridiplantae; Streptophyta; Magnoliopsida; Caryophyllales; Amaranthaceae
Exons: 9
Coding region: 1545-5285 (1246 amino acids)
Biological process (GO): telomere maintenance; DNA repair
Molecular function (GO): DNA helicase activity
Source: RefSeq, a predicted model, not a curated record
UCCCAAACCUUUAAAAUGUGUGGGAUGGAAACACUAUGCUUAUGCAUAGUGUUAUGAGUCUUAUAUCCUUGAUUUUCACUAUUCAUAAGGAAUUUUCCCUACAUCCCUUCCCUUUGUUUGCUCUAUGCUAUUUGCUAAGCCACCCAAGGUUCAAACCUUGAUUCAAGCAUUUUCCCAAAUUCCUUUUCCUUUCUUUAUUUUUCCUUCUUUAUUUCCUGCUUUCUUAAUUUACUGGCGGUUCUCUUUUCUUUCUGUUUCUUCCUUCCAUUUUUCUCUCCUCUGUUUCCCCUUUUGCCUCACCUUCUCCGCCUGUGUCUCCUUCUUCGCUUUGCUCCCUUUGAUCCAGCUUGUUGCUUCUUCGCAGUUCGUCUUAUCUUGUGCGGCGGCGCUAUUCUUCUACGACGAUCGGAACUCUUCCAGCCUGUGGGAAGCAUUGAAUUCAUUACCUGACGCAAUUGAAUUGGUUAGUUAGGCAAACCUUCAUUCCUAGAUGAUCAUUCGAUUGGUAAAUAGUUCAUUGCUUCCCACAUGCUUGAAAUCUUUCCGCCUUUGGUUACUGGUUAGGAUGGUGGUUUGAUUAACAACUUGAUAGGUUGUUAACAGGCAGGACAGGUGUUGCAAGCAUCAUUGCUCGGUUUGGUUCCGAGUGUUUCCGGCUAUCCUUGCUUUGCCUCUUGAGUGCGUUAGAUUAAACAGCUGAUGGUUUGUGCAGGGAACUGAACAUUUGGAAAUAGGUAGCGUGCCAACUUAUGUGAUGAAUCAAUUCUUGAGUAGUUCGUAUGUAAGCCGUCCAAGAUGCAGCAAGCGCAUGAGGAGUGUGCAGGCCAUGGCUGAGCCUACAGGUUCAUGCAGGUAAUGGUAUAUAACAAAGCCAUGUUCCAUAGUUACUUUGCAUGUUUAUAAACAGGCUUAUUCGUUGUUUUACAGUGAGUUGCCUGAGGUUAGAACACAACCACCCAAGAAACCGAGGGCAAAGAAUACUAGGCCAAAACCACCAAGUACUUUUAAACAUGUCCUUAAAUCAUCUUAAUUAUUAACACCUGGUUAAAUAUCCAUCGCUAAUAUGUAUACCCUGUGAACCAGAGGUGCCUGCUGCAGUGAUUGGACAGCCAUUACCGGCUGCACCUCUUGCACUAUCUCCACCUGAAUAUUGCCCAAAAUGUUCUGCAAAGAAGUUCCAAUUUGAGUCGCUGCACUUUUGUUGCGGCAAUGGAGAAAUUAAACUAGCUUCCAAUGCAUACCCAGAUGAGCUUGUAAAGCUAUUUGAUUCCCGAGACAGUGAUGCUGUGCAUUUCAGAACAUAUGCACGGCUUUACAAUAAUCUAUUUGCUUUUAGCUCCCUUGGGGGGGACUUAAGUUCGAAGACCGAAAAAGGCAUAUAUGUAUUUAAGCUACAUGGGCAAAUAUAUCACUAUCUCCCUAAUUUGCUUCCCACUAAUGACAACCCUAAAUAUUUGCAACUAUACUUUUAUGAUGGCCAACACGAGGCUGAAAAUCGGGUAGGCUGUUUCCCAGAAUUAAAGCCAGAAAUUAUCGCUAUCCUAAUGAAUGUCAUGCAAAGAAACCCAUAUGCUAGAUUUUUUAGAUCCUUACAAGAAAUGGAGGUCCAUGAAGAUACCCAGAUUUUACUUAACAAAAACACUGUGCUAAAUCAGAAUGUCUAUAACGCUCCUACAUCCGAUGAAGUUGCAGUCAUUUGGUCUGAAAGCACAUCUUCCAGUACAAGUAGAAGUCCACAUAUAUUGGUUUCCGGAAAAUCAAACAGUUCCCAUAGAAUAAUGCAUUAUUAUGGUUGUUAUGAUGCACUUCAGUAUCCGCUCUUAUUCCCAUUUGGAGAUUGUGGAUGGCAUCAAGGGCUUAAAAAGAUGUCAACGGGUGGGCAACAACAGCUUGCCACUCAUCAGGAUCCUGUCUUAUCGUGUGCUGUCCACACUGUUGAAGACUUCUUGGCUCAAGAAGAUAACCUUGCUCAUCAAGGUCGGGAAGGAUCAGCUAAGCAUAUCUCUUGCAGAGAGUAUUAUGCUUAUAAGCUUCAGAUACGCCCUUGUAACAUGCUGCUAAGGGCAGGGAGGUGCUUCCAACAGUACAUUGUUGACAUGUACGUGAAGAUUGAAAACACUCGCUUGGACUUUUUCCGAAAGAACCAGCAAACUAUCAGGGCAGAUUUGUACCAAGGUAUACUCGACACUGUCGAGAGCGGUGAAAACAGUGCAGCUAAUGUGGGGCAUCGAGUUGUGUUACCACCAAGUUUUCUGGGGGGGCCUAGGGAUAUGAAAAAGAGGUAUUUGAAUGCGAUGUCCUUAGUUAAGAAGUAUGGGAAGCCUGAUUUGUUCCUUACAAUGACGUGCAAUCCUAAUUGGCCAGAGAUUAAACAAGAGUUGGCUGUCGGAGAGGAGGCACAAAACCGGCCAGAUUUAGUUUCAAGGAUUUUCCGUGCUAAACUGAUAGCGCUAAAACACCAUAUCAUGAAAAAAAAAAUAUUUGGUGAAGUUGCUGCUAUGAUAUAUGUUGUUGAGUUCCAGAAACGGGGGUUGCCGCACGCUCAUUUCCUUGUUAUCCUUAAACCCAAUUCUAAGAUUAGAAGCCCUGCUGACUUUGAUAAGUUUGUUUCUGCUGAGAUCCCUCCUCUUGCCAACCCUCACUUGAGGAAGAUUGUUCUUCAACACAUGAUGCAUGGCCCAUGUGGACAACUGAACCCUGAUUGUGCGUGCAUGAAACGGAAAGGUAAUGAGGGGCACUGCAAGUAUGGAUAUCCGAAAAAAUUUGCUGCCGAGACAACUAAUAGCAGCGAUGGAUACCCACUUUAUAAAAGGAUAGAUACUGGAGAAAGUGUUUGUAUUCGCAGGGUUAAUAUGGAUAACAGGUCAGUUAUUCCGUAUAACCCGUACCUAUCAUCACUUUUUGAUUGCCACUUAAACGUUGAGGUUUGUUCGACCAUAAUGGCAGUCAAAUACCUGUACAAAUAUGUGUACAAGGGCCAUGACAGGAUCUCAUUCAACGUGCAGGAUGGUAGCACUGCUAUUGUUGAUGAGAUACAACAGUACCAGGCUGGGAGGUGGGUUUCCCCGUGUGAGGCAGCAUGGAGAAUUUUCGGGUUCGAUCUGUUUGAGAUGUUUCCAUCGGUGUUGCCUCUGCAAAUACAUCUGCCUAACUUGCAGACAAUCCAGGUAAUGCCUCAUGAGAAUUUAGACGAGAUCAUUUUAAAUGAUAAAAGAUCUCGAACUCAACUUACAGAAUUCUUUAGGAUGAAUGCUGCCACACCUGAUGGAACGGGCUAUACAUAUGCAGAAUUUCCAGAGCAUUAUAAGUGGGAGGGUAAAGAAUGGAAAAAAAGAAGCAACAAGACCGUUGUUGUUGGCAGGCUCACUUUUGUAGCACCUGCUGAAGGGGAACGUUACUUCCUCAGAUUAUUACUGAUGCAUGUGGAUAGCCCGCGAUCCUUUGAUCAUCUCCGAACUGUUGAUGGAUAUAAGUGUGCCACUUUUCAGGAGACAGCUCUGCGGCUGAAAUUGCUAGAGGAAGACAACGCUGUCGACUUGUGCUUAGCUGAAGCGUGUGAAGUGCAAAUGCCGACUGCAUUCCGACAGCUCUUUUCAACAGUGCUGAUCUUCUGCCAGCCAAGUGACCCCAAUGCCCUUUGGUUAAAAUACUACGACGCUCUCUCUGAAGAUUAUAGGCACCAGUAUCCGAGUUCUGAUAGCAGGUCAAGGGAGCUCACUGUUAGAUCUGUUGAGCAAUCUCUUGAAGCAAUGGGGAAAUCAUUUAGAGACUUUGGCCUACAACAUUUAAAUGAUUUUCAAGAUGAAGAGUUCAGGCGAACAAAAGACAUUAUCGAUGCACUUGAUGCACCGAUACCUCGGGACUGUAUUGAUGCCCGUAACACAUUAAACCAAGCACAGCAGGAGGCAUUUGACAGCAUUAUUGACCACGUUCUUAAAGGGAAACCUGGUGCAUUCUUCAUAGACGGGCCCGGAGGAACAGGUAAAACCUUCCUAUACAAUGCUCUCUAUGCAGAGGUUCGUUUGAUGAACAAGAUUGUCCUACCAACUGCGACAUCUGGAAUUGCAGCAUCAAAUAUACCUUCUGGGAGGACUGCUCACUCUCGGUUUAAAAUACCGAUAGAUUCUGAUGCUUCCCUUGCUUGCGAUGUUCCUAAACAGGGCAGUCUUGCAUGUUUACUAAAAGAGACAUCGUUGAUUAUUUGGGACGAAGCUUCAAUGGCAAGGAAAGAAAAUGUUGAGUCAUUAGACAUGCUUCUACGAGACUUGUGUGAUGAGAAUACCCUUUUUGGUGGCAAGCUUGUGGUUUUUGGUGGCGACUUCCGUCAGGUCCUGCCCGUCCUACCCCGCAAAACACAGCGAGAAGCUGUUGCUGCUAGCUUAGUGAGUUCUGUUCUUUGGCCUCGGUUCAUUAGGUUCAAUCUCACUGAAAAUGUUCGGGCAAGAGAAGAUCCCUACUUUUCUGCGUUUUUGCUUUCUCUUGGAAAUGGUGAGCUGCAAACCGGCGAGAAUGACCUUGUGCAAUUGCCAAUGCAGAUAGUACACCCAUCUGAGGUCGCUUCUGAUCCUAUUGCCGAACUUACUGCAAUUGCAUUUCCCGAGGUAGAUGUUUGCAGGUCCACCCCAGGCAAUUUCACAACAACGGCUAUACUGACCCCCCUGAAUGAAGAUGUUGAUGAUAUCAAUGCUACCCUGAUAGACAAAUUCCCUGGAGAAUCUGUUAUGUACAGGAGUUUUGAUACAGUUCUUGAUGAUAAUAGCGCGAUCUAUCCUCCUGAAUUUAUACACACCCUCUGCCCAGGUGGAAUGAGCCCAUACAAGCUCGUCUUGAAGAAAAAUUGUCCAGUUCUUCUGCUUCGCAAUAUCCUGCCUUCGUCUGGCCUGUGCAAUGGGACACGUAUGAUAUGCAAGAAUUUCUACCCGAAUCUGAUUGAAUGCAUGAUCACGACUGGGCAGCACAGCGGAAGCCAUGUUUUUAUACCCCGAAUUAGGCUUCGGCCGUCUGCAUCUUCCAAUUAUCCUUUCCAAUUUCAGAGGAAACAAUUCCCUAUAAAACUAAGCUUUGCAAUGACGAUAAACAAGUCACAAGGGCAAACACUAAGCCAAGUCUCCAUCUAUCUUCCCCAGCCGUGUUUCUCCCAUGGUCAGCUUUAUGUGGCAUUGUCUCGUGCUAGAAAAGCAUGUAACGUCAAAGUUGUUUCAAAACAAUCUCCGGGACACCAACCUGAGCACCAUGUUAGAAAUGUCAUCUCUUAUGAUGUGCUCAGAUUAGCCGGUAUCAUAUGAUAUACAGUUGUUGCUCCUUUUUGUGCCUUUUGGUUUGUGCUGCAAAUAUGCCCGUGAAAAACAGCCCACCUGUGUAGAAAAUCAUGCAAGCACAUGCAUUCUAAUGUCAUCUGCAGGUUCCUGUUGCAGAGGAAAUGAUAAAUAAGAUCAAGAAAUUUUUGGUGUUCAUAUAUGCCAAGUGAGGGCUCUGAUAGCUCAUACAACCUCAUAUUAUUCUUUCUACUGUCGUUGCUUGCAGGUAUGAGCGAGGUUCAUGACGUAUCCCCUCAUUUUGCCCACAGUUCCAAUGGUGUAUGCAUAAUUUAGUGCGAUCAAGUUGUAAGAAUAGACUGCUGAAUUUGGUUUUGAGAUUUGUGUUCUAAACUGUUAUAAUGUCGUGAACAUGCAUUUGUUUCUGUAUAGUAAGCAUCCUAUUAAAUGUAGCCGUUCUCUUGGUCAAUCUUCAAAAGGUUAACCACCAAUUUUAGCAAGUUUCCUAAUCGAGCCGGUUUUGUAUCACCACUUUUACCCACUUCCCUACUCGAGUAUUCCUAAUUAAGGCGUUUUUUCCCCUGUCAACUUAGCUUGAGAAUAUCACUUUAGACGCUUGCAACUUAUCUAUUACUAACUUCUUUUGAAAUAUACACUCGGAAACUGGUUAUACGAAUGUAACCAUCAUGGUUCUACAGAUGUUGCUCACCGUAAUAUAGGAUGUUCCGUAACCCUUUAAAUAAAAAAUCUCGCAGAAAUCUAUGAAGCACUAAACUUUCAUCAUGAUAUUAAUACUUCACACUAAUUUUUCCAGCCUAACCUUAUAUAAUGUUAUUAAUACUUCAGCCUCUUCCAAAGGUGUUUGUUUUUUUCUCAGGAAAUAAAAAACCAGCAGACCACAGUACAUGGUCAUACCCAUUAGAGAGGUUUUCCUUCCCUCUAUAUAUGAAGAUGUAGCACCCUCUAUUCAGUCCCAAUCUUUUACAACCUAAGCAGAAUUUUACAGCUUCCUCUCCACAAUCAGAAUCUGCAGUUUGUCAGGUAUGA